ACAAAUUUUAAGACCCUACAGCAGCAGCACUACUAUUAGAACAGAGGAUGAAAAAAUCAUCAUCAUCAAAUUGUUCUUCAUUAGUAUGUCUUAGUUUAGUUUUUAUUGGUGUAAUGUUCGUUAUGUCAGCUGGAUUACCUUCAGCUAAGGGUAAAUGUGUCACGCAGCCACCAAAUUUCAGUCACUUGGAUCCGAUUCCUGCACAAACUCCGCCUACUUCUAACAAUGAUCUAUCAGAUCAGCAGCCACUUGUUCUUGCAAAGACUGCUGCAGAUUCCCAAAAAACUCACAUAAGCUCAAUUGGCAGUGACACUCCUGGUAUGAGAAAAGAAGACGUGAAGAUAGAAUCAGCGGCAGUUGAAGGUGGUGCGAAUUUCAAUCCAUGGUCCAGAAUAUUCGGAGAUGAACCCAAACGAUCUGAAGAAGACGUGCGGAUGAGUUGGACACUAUUUGACCGCCGCGGUUUUGGUUUUCCAAUGCAAAAACCUAAGAGUCGUGAAAAUGAAGAGUUGUAGUAGGAUCAAUUGAAGCAGAUAACCGCAUUCACAUAAUGCUCCUGCAAUUGUCAAAUUAGUGCAAAGGAAAAGCUCAUUAUGUAGAGCUAUAUAAUUUUAGACUUUUUCUUUUUUCUAUAAGAGUCUUCUCAGUUUUAGUAUGUU
Papaver somniferum (opium poppy) is the source of this 659-nucleotide messenger RNA. RefSeq lists its product as uncharacterized. The record is from RefSeq and is a predicted model, not a curated record. NCBI's taxonomy places the organism in Eukaryota, Viridiplantae, Streptophyta, Magnoliopsida, Ranunculales, Papaveraceae. The transcript has 2 exons. Bases 48 to 515 code for a protein of 155 amino acids.